AACUGCGUCAAGGCGUAGCCUGAAACAGGUGGAAUCAAACCCGGAAGUGAGAUGCUCGAAACAAAGAUGGUUUCCUCCUCAGGGUAAUGCCAGAUAAACAAAAUAAUAUGAGGGAAACUCACGGAAUGUCUCAGCGACAAGAUGAAAUGUCUGGUCUUUGAAUGUCUGGCUACAGCUGAUAAAUAAUAAACAGCCUCUGAGGCGACCAUGAUGGAUAUGAGCAUAGCCUACGGAGGCUCCUACACGGAUAAUCUUAUUGGGACGUUACUUGCCAUUUUUGGAAAUGUGCUUGUCAGCAUCUCCCUCAGUAUUCAGAAAUACAGCCAUGUGACAUUGGCAGGAACCAAGGACCUUCGUGCCUUCUACCGCACCAAAACCUGGUGGUGUGGUUUUGUACUGACAUGCGUCGGGGAGGGAGCCAACUUUAUUUCAUAUGCCUUCGCCCCCCUCGCACUGGUAGCACCUCUAAACGCUGUGUCUGUACUUGCAAGUUCAAUUUUGGGCCUUAUUUUUCUGCGUGAGAAAUCCAAGCCAAAGGAUUUUGCAAAGCGCUAUGGACUGUCCUUCCUCGGCUGUCUCCUAACUAUAGGAGGAACAUAUCUAUUUGUAGCAUUUGGACCAAACUCUCAUGAAAAACUCAAAGCAGAGAACAUUGUGAAUCACCUUGUAGGAUGGCCUGUUCUCUUGUAUCUGCUCCUGGAGAUCAUCACGUUCUGCCUGCUUUUAUACUUCUACAAACAGCGCAAUGCUAACUCCCUCAUUAUUAUUCUGAUGCUGGUCGCUCUGUUGGGAUCGGUCACAGUCAUCACAGUGAAAGCGGUGUCAGGCAUGUUGGUUCUCACAUUCGAGGGCACCAUGCAGCUGGACUACCCGAUCUUCAGUGUUAUGUUUGUGUGUAUGGUGGCUUCAGUGGUCUUCCAGGCUAGUUUCCUUUCCCAAGCUUGUAAGCUGCAUGACUCCUCUCUGAUUGCCAGUGUCAACUACAUCCUCUCUACCGUCCUAGCUGUGGUAGCUGGGGCUGUGUUUUACCUAGAGUUCAAUAAAGAAGACAUCCUUCACAUCUCCAUGUUUUUGUUAGGAUCUGCAUUCUGUUUCCUUGGAGUGUUUCUCAUCACUAAAAACAGGAAAAAGACAAAGAACUUUGAGCCGUAUGUGACUAUGGACAUGGUUAAUGGAGUCCCAACUAUUCACGACAAAGGCUUGGUUGUUCAGCCAGACUCCAAUUGCUCUUUCUCCUAUGGAGCUCUGGUCAACAAUGAUGGAGUUGCUCCUGCUACACAUUCGGUCAACCUUGAGCAACCACCGGUCCGUUCCAGGUCCAGUAAUGCAUCUAAUGGCCAGCCUGACCUAAAGAGAGAUUAAAACAGAGUAUUUGCCCCUUUUCAUGAGAAGGACCUUGGAAGGCCAUUAUGGGUAUUUUCAACUCUUUUCACAUGUACCCUGGACCAACCUCCAGCCCAGCAGAGGGUGUUAACUGGGUGCCUUACACUCCCAUUCACAUGCUUUGCUUUCUAUAAUCUCUUCAACAAAACCUGAUCAUAAGAAGCGUUCCUUUUAGAGAAGAUGUCAGCUGUUAUCAUUCCAAACUGAAGAGAGGAAACCUGAAGCUGCUGGAUGUUUUAUUGGAUUCACAGCAGAGGUGAUGUUGUGCCUUGGAGCUUACUGCCUUCACUGUGUUAGAAUGGAGAUCUAAGGACUCACUCCCAUGACUGUUAAGCUAUUCUUUGCUCAUUAAUGACGGCAUUAAGGGAUCUGUUCUUCCAUUGAGGAUUGUGAACUCACGCCUCAACAUUGUAAAAUAUAACUGCAGACGUGCCAAUGAGCUUUUUGACUUUAAAUAUCUGCCUCUAUCUUUUUUUAUGCGAGUGGUUUUUACUCCGCAAUUUUGCCUCCUGUUCCAGGAAUUUCAUUGUAUUACUACUUUCCUGAUGUGACCAAACGAUGGGGGCACAUUUUCUAAUUUAUUGUAAUGUAUUUAUCAAUUCAAUUUAGAUGUUAGUGUGCCUUAACAAGUAGCAGUACACUGGAAGUAGCUGUAUUUACUGUAAGGUGAUUACAUGACCCAGGUGGGUGAUUGGAGCAUCACUGUAGCAGUUCAGUUAUAAAAAAGUGACUGUAUAGUAUACUGAUUAUUGAAAUCUGAAACCUUUGAAAAGAAGGUGAUCACUGAUCACUCAAAAAGAAGGGAAGUAAAUCAUACAAGCCUCUUAAAACAACUAACUUGACUACUCUACUGUUUGUGUACAUUUUGAAAAUAAUGUUGCUGUCCUUUUAACCUGAUGCCCUUGAAGUUUUUGAUGACAAACAAAUGAAGAAAUAAAAGACAACAUAUGCAUAUUGUUAAUUAUGUUUUUCAAAUGUAACCUUCCCAUCAACAUGUUACAAACGCAGUAUGUGGAUGAUCUUUAUUUAUUGAACAUACUGUAUGUAGCAAUGCCCUUCCACAGUAUUCAUCAUGUAGUCAUUUUUGUUAUAUCACCUGUGGUUUGUUGUGUGUGCAUAACGUCAUUACAUCCCUGUACAAACCAACCAGUCUUAAUAAAACUGCCAUUAAUGGAACCUUAACAGUGAUGCUGAAAGAAAAAAGACUAGCUUAUUUUUCUUGUGGAUGAUAUGCAUUGUUAUGUCAUUAGCUUAAUGUUACCUGAUAUACUUGGGUGCUCCAUACGUUGUUUAACUCUGAGAUUUGAUGGAACAACCUUGUUUUCUCAGUUGUAUUCAUGUAAAUAAUAAUGAUGUCACUUGUAACCGGA
Messenger RNA from Eleginops maclovinus (Patagonian blennie), 2753 nucleotides. RefSeq names its product NIPA like domain containing 3 (gene nipal3). The record is from RefSeq and is a predicted model, not a curated record. NCBI's taxonomy places the organism in Eukaryota, Metazoa, Chordata, Actinopteri, Perciformes, Eleginopidae. Gene Ontology annotation, cellular component: membrane. Bases 208 to 1362 code for a protein of 384 amino acids. Gene Ontology annotation, biological process: magnesium ion transport. The transcript is spliced from 11 exons. Gene Ontology annotation, molecular function: magnesium ion transmembrane transporter activity.